Messenger RNA from Blepharisma stoltei, 717 nucleotides. The record is from the annotation of a GenBank genome assembly. NCBI's taxonomy places the organism in Eukaryota, Ciliophora, Heterotrichea, Heterotrichida, Blepharismidae.
AUGAACUGUGCUUACGGCAAAAAUUUUGAAAACUAUGAUAAAGCUUCAUCAUAUCGAGAAAUGAAAAACUAUUUAUUAUCAUCAGGACAUUUAGAUACAUUUAAUGAAUGGCUAGCUAGCCUACUAUUGAUUGAGUAUAAAAAGAAUCAAAAAUUAGCAGUAAAUCUCAAAGGGCCAUUAAAAGUCGUCAUCAGCCAAAUCAUAGAUGAGGCUUGAAAAUCACUAGAAUUAUCACAAAAUGCACCUAGAAGGCCAAAUAAAAUAUCAAAAACAUGUAAAGAAGAUUGAAAUUUAAGUUUGGAAGGAAAAGUUAAGGAUAUCAAUCUAAAAAUCGAAAUUCCACAAAAAGCACAGACAUUACCAAUAGGAAGCAGUUCUUGCAAAUUAUUAGAAAGCAUCCCUUCGGGAGAUGAGACUGUCAUUACUUACCAAAGUCCUUUAAGCGACAAUGCAAAAACGGACUUUUUUAAUUUUAGGUAUCAUUCUCCAAAAAUUCAAAGAGGAACAUUUGCCAAGGCUGAAAGAAAUCUCCAUGAUAAUCGUCAACGAAGUCCUGGGCCAGCUGCUUAUAGAGUGAAAAAUGCAAUUACUCGAUCAAAGUCUCCAAGAGCAAUAAUCGAUACAACAGACAAGAAACUUGAUUACAUUCCUCAUUCACAAUCUCCAGGUCCUUCAGCUUACAGUCCAUCGGUGGAAUACCUCUCAAAAUACUUCUAA